Molecule: messenger RNA, 393 nt
Organism: Penicillium verhagenii
Lineage: Eukaryota; Fungi; Ascomycota; Eurotiomycetes; Eurotiales; Aspergillaceae
Exons: 2
Coding region: 1-393 (130 amino acids)
Source: RefSeq, a predicted model, not a curated record
AUGUACACGUUUCACAUCAUAACCUUAAACACACUCAGCACUGAUGCUGACAAGGGUAACAUCAGCGGCAAAGCACUGCUCGACAUCAGUGACGCUGACAGUCUGGGACAGAUCAGCGGUAUCACAUCCGGAAGCAAGGUAGGUGUUCAAGACAGCAGAGGUACCAUCGGCACAAGAGCCGGAGGCAAUGACGGCAGAGAAGGACAGAAUGGGGAAGUCCUCGAUGUUGACACAAGCUCCAGCGUAAGCGCUGGCAAGAUCAACGGUGGUGGUCGAGCAGUCAUCAUCAAAGUAGCCGGCGUAAGUGAUGGUGGGGUUGGCGAUGGUGGCCACGGCCAUGGAGGCGAUGAGGGCAAUGGUCUGGUCAUGUUCGUGAAGCAUAGCCUAGACUAA